This is a messenger RNA of Diaporthe batatas, 417 nucleotides long. RefSeq lists its product as uncharacterized. The transcript is spliced from 3 exons. The record is from RefSeq and is a predicted model, not a curated record. The coding region runs from base 1 to 417 and encodes 138 amino acids. NCBI's taxonomy places the organism in Eukaryota, Fungi, Ascomycota, Sordariomycetes, Diaporthales, Diaporthaceae.
AUGGUCCCAGUCUCCACCCUCCGGGAAACCUUGUUCCUCGUCAUAUUCGGCAUUGUCCUUGUGCCAAUAGCUGCAAAGCGUGCACAGGAUGCACCUGGCUAUUGGAAGGCUUUCGCCGGCAACGCACAGGCCUUGGCUCACUCUAACUCGCAACCGCCUCUCCUGGCCUUCGUGCUGUGCACCAGCUGCGGUGAUGCCGCAUCCGCCGGUCGUCAUGUAAAGCCGUACACAUUGCGGAAUGGGACCACCUCGGCAACCAUAGAGCCUCGCCCAGGGGCUACAGAGCCAUUGACGCUUCGCCUCCGACUGUCCAAGUCCAAACCCGAAGACCCUACUGCCACGACCCAGGUCGUUGCGGAGGCAAACGCCGCGAAGGUGUCGACCGGGACCUUGGCCGGGCCCAAGAUCACGCAAUAA